GUCUACUUUCUGUCUUUUGCAUAAUCCAAGAAACCCCACCCACAUUUUUUUUUCUUACUUCUACCAUUUUUCCGGCUGAUCAGCAACAGUAUCAAAUCGUCCCGGACUGUAAAUGGAUAGAAUGAAUGUGGCAGAUUACUUGCAGCGGAUUGGGUAUAAAGGCCCCUUUCAAAAAGCCGACCUGGAGACCCUGAACCAGAUCCACAAGCUGCAUGUAGAUUCCAUCCCUUUUGAGAAUCUCAGCAUACACUGUGGAGAGAAGAUCACCAUGGACCUGGCCGUUAUCUAUGACAAGAUUAUAAGGAAGAACCGUGGAGGCUGGUGCUGUGAGAACAACUAUCUCUUUUCCUGGGUGCUGAAGGAGCUGGGCUACAACAACACAGUUUUGGGGUCGAGGGUCUUCAACAACUUUCUGAACCAGUACAAUCCCAGGGAGAGCCACUUCAUCAAUAAAAUUGACAUCGAUGGUGUGUCAUACAUUGCCGACGUUAGCUUCGGGGUGUCUGGUCAGAUCUGGCAGCCCCUUGAGCUUACGGUGGAUAAGGACCAGCCACAGCUGCCCGGAGUCUUCCGCUUAAUAAAGGCCGACGGAAUGUGGGUUUUGCAGAAAACGAGUAGAAAGCAAAUAAUUCCAAAUGAAGCAUUUGCCAAGUCUGACCUGUUGAAUAAAAGCAUCACAAAAAAAAUCUAUGGGUUCACCUUGGCACCACGUCAGCCUGAACACUUUAUGGAGACCAUCCAAUUCCUCCAGACCUCCCCAGAGUCAUUAUUUGUGCAAAAGUCCAUCUGCUCCCUACAGACACCCACUGGGUUCCAUGCUCUCAUUGGCUGGACCUACACUGAGGUCACCUAUAACUAUGAGGAAGGUGCUGAUCUAUUCAACAUUGAAAAUAUACCGAAAGAAGAAGUGGAAACAGUUUUGAAAGACAAGUUUAAUCUCUUGUUAGAAAAAAGACUUGUUCCUUUAAACAACAAGGCUGCAUAUACACUCUAAGGAUCCAAAAUUCAAGGCACAGUCUGUAGCACAAUCACUUGCCACCCAACCGCUUCAUUGAAGCUCACAGAAACAAAGCUUGAAAAAAGGACUAAUUCUAACUAUUCCUUAAUUUUUUUGAUUUACUGGGCAUUUGUACUAAAAUAAUUUGUGUAGAGAUGUACUUAGUUUGAUUGAAGAACAGAUAUAAGGUGAUGUGUAAGAUAUAGUGUGUUUGGGAGAUGACCUAAUCCAUUUCACACAGUCCAAUAACCACCAUUUAAGGCAACGGAUUUUCAUAGACACUAAGAGAAAAUAUUAAAUAUCACAGUGGAUAAGCUUU
Messenger RNA from Paramormyrops kingsleyae, 1316 nucleotides. RefSeq names its product arylamine N-acetyltransferase, pineal gland isozyme NAT-10-like. The record is from RefSeq and is a predicted model, not a curated record. NCBI's taxonomy places the organism in Eukaryota, Metazoa, Chordata, Actinopteri, Osteoglossiformes, Mormyridae. Gene Ontology annotation, molecular function: arylamine N-acetyltransferase activity.